AUGAACGGCUUCCACACCCUCCCGCACGAGCUGCAGAUCCAGAUCCUGCUGCACCUGCCCCCGACGGCCGUGUUCGCGCUGCGCUCGGUGUGCACCUCCUGGCACGAGAUCCUGUGCUCGCCGCAGAUCGAGCACGCCAUCAACCUCUCGCUGCUCUUCCCGACGACCGCGGCCGACCUGCGGUCGCGGCUGCUGCGGCGGACGCGGCUGCUGCGCGGCGACCCCGUGCAGAUCUGGGAUGUGGACGACGGCGAGGAGACGCUGACGCUGUAUUCGGAGGGGUUUGUGGUCAUGGCCCACAGCAGGUGUGGCGGCCCGGGCAGGCUGGGGAUAUGGGAUUGCAGGCGGCCGAAGGGGCAGGAUGGGUGUGUUGCGAGAAUCGACUUGAUGGCGUUGGUGAAGGAGCUGUAUUUGGAGCUGUGGGAGGGGCGGGCCGGCUUGGGCGCGGGGGAGGCGGACGAGGAGGGCGGGGGGCUGUCGGGAUCGGGAGGGGACCGCAGGGCGGAGAUGCCUUUCAGGUUGAUGACCCAUUACUCGUGGGCCGAGAAUGGAAAUGUGUUGCUGGUUCUGGGCGAGCCGGGGAAUCCGCGCAAGCCAAAGCAUCCAAAAAUAUUCUUGUUGUUUUCUCUGGCCACGGGAGACUUGAUUAGGAGCUGGAAAGUCUCCUUUGCUGGCCGCGUUAUAUCUGCGCAUUUCACCUCGACGAUAUUGCUUCUCGUCACUUCUUUGCCGCAGUCGCUCGAUAUCUGCGAUGAUCUCCUGCACCAUAUCACCACAUACUCAAUCAGCACUGGCGCACAGCUGUACACCCAGCCCAUACCAUCAAUUGAGCUCCCUGCGCCGCCUUCAUACCCGCCUGGAUCCGCAUGGUGCCACGCUCCCACAGCGUCCUACUACCACAACCACAUCACCCUUGACGAUGCAGACAACUUCUACACGCCCGAGGUGCAGACGAAUGCCAAAGGCCCGCGCUAUCACAUCUACGAAGCCCGCUCCGCCCACACCGGCGCUCUCGCAGCCACAAUCGCCCUCUCCCCCGUCAACGAGGCCGUCGCAGCGUCCAACCACUGGCGCUACGACUCCACAAUCUUCACCUGCCCCUCGUCGCGCGUCCACCACUUCAGCACCUACAAGCCGUACCCGGAGACGCUCGCCGACCUGUCCCUCUCCGCCGACGAGGAGCGCGACAUCUACAGCACCACCUACACAAACUGGAACGCGACCACGCUCUCCCGCCGCACCUCCCUCCUCCUCCCCCCGCUCGACGGCUACAACAUCGCCGGCACCGACGCGCCCGAGAUGACGUCGUACCUGUUGGCGGUGCGCUGGGGCGUCGCCGUCGGCGACUACUACCACUUUGGCAAGCGCUGCUGGGUCUACAACGUCUCGGGCGCCAACGAGGAGGUCGUCACGGGCGCGACCAUCCCCGAUGCGGCCGAGGGCCUCCGGAGAUGCGCGCCGCUGGCCUGCUAUCUCCCCAGCACGCCGCUGGACCAGCACCUGCACUCGCCCACGGGGUCGUCGCCAAAGUCGUGGCGCCGCUUCAAGAUGCUGCUGAAGGCGUUUGGGGUGCGGCCGCCGGCGGGCGCGGUGGGGGAGGGUAUCAUACUGGGGGACGAGGAGCCGCCGUGCAGGACGCACUCGCCGACGCUGCCUGAGGGCGUCGUGUGUAGGUGGCUGCCGGAGGUGCUGAGGGAUGCGACGGUGGUGGGCGGCGACGACGGGGUGUGGGCGGUGGCGGUGUGCAGUGAUGAGGGGGGGAGGCGGGCGAAGAGGCGGGUGUGGAUCUCGUGGGAUGAGGGGUUGAGACUGCCGGGGAGGGGGUGGGCGAGGUGGUAG
Messenger RNA from Morchella sextelata, 1839 nucleotides. RefSeq lists its product as uncharacterized. Gene Ontology annotation, molecular function: protein binding. NCBI's taxonomy places the organism in Eukaryota, Fungi, Ascomycota, Pezizomycetes, Pezizales, Morchellaceae. Bases 1 to 1839 code for a protein of 612 amino acids. The transcript is spliced from 2 exons. The record is from RefSeq and is a predicted model, not a curated record.